Molecule: messenger RNA, 4525 nt
Organism: Notolabrus celidotus (New Zealand spotty)
Lineage: Eukaryota; Metazoa; Chordata; Actinopteri; Labriformes; Labridae
Gene: impg1b
Product: interphotoreceptor matrix proteoglycan 1b
Exons: 21
Coding region: 102-3731 (1209 amino acids)
Biological process (GO): visual perception
Source: RefSeq, a predicted model, not a curated record
AUGGACUCGUGAUAAGGAGAAUCUGGAUUUUACUUUUGUUGACAGGAGCAAUUUUACAAAUGACAACUUUGGGGCUUGAAAACCACAUAUAUUAGCCCACCAUGCUUUUGAAGUCAGGACUUUUCCUCUCUUUGUGUCUGUUUACCCUCCAAGCAAGUGAAAUCAAAGACCCUCAUGACAACAGCAUCUCUGGACUAAGGGAUGUGAGGUAUCGGCACUUUCUAGAAGCCCCUAGACCAAACAGACAUGCAGCAAAUGUCCGAGCAGAGCAGGGCGGACAUCGGACAAAAAGGUCAGCGAUCUUCCACACCGGGGUCAAAGUGUGUCCUCAUGAGACAAUGACAGAGGUCAUCGGCAGCCAUCGGACCUACUACAAACUCAGAGUUUGUCAGGAGGCGAUCUGGGAAGCAUUUCGGAUCUUCUUUGACAGAGUCCCUGACUCAGAUGAGUACAGAUCCUGGGUCUACACCUGCCAGCAUGAAAACCUCUGUAUGGACGACCUGGCAAGGAACUUCAGCAGCGCACAGGAACAUAUAGAUAUGGUGGCCAGAAGAGUCGCCAUGGCAGGGGAAAUUGAAGGAGUUGAACCUGGGACCCCAGACCCAGACAGGGAGUGCACCUGGACACCUCAUCUGCUUCUGCUGCCAACUGAGACUGAAGUGAUACAAGAAGACUUGAAAACUGAGAAUUUUGAAUACGUUGUUGAGUUCAGUGUCACUGUCGUGGACCCCGCAUACAACGACGUGCUAAGUGAUCCAGAGGCCCUACACACCAGUGACAUCACACGAGAGCUCACAGACAAGAUGCUUCAAGUGUUUGAACGAGUUCCAGGAUUCAAAGAGAUUCAAGUUCUGGGAUUUCGCUCCGAGGAUAUGUCUGUGCGCGUGGUCUUUAAUGGAGACACAGAGUUGGGGGAUGAGGAUGAGGUUCUUGAGGAGGCAGACCAACAUGAGGAUGUUAAUGCACCUAAAUUGAAGUACAUCAUAGUAAAGGCCUUAAAAGAUGAACCAUCCCUCCCGCUGGACAUAAGGACAAUCAACUUUGAGACUGUUACCACGAUCUAUCCUGUUGCGGAGCUCGGCAUUAACCCACUUGAAGGCGUUGUGUCAGGGGAUUACACUACAGCGGCACCCACAGAUGAAACUAUUCCCACUCCAACUUUCCUCCCCACUGUGGCAGUGAUAGAAAACUAUUUGGAUGCUGUUACAAAUGAGCCAGAAACACACACCUUUGUGCCUUACAUCCCAAACAUUGACCCCGAAACAACUCCCAGUGCUGCAGAUGAGACUCCUCUGAUGGCAUCUGUUGAGGAAUCCACAGAAGACAGCGCUGAGGAGCCUAGUGGCACCGCUACACCAGACAUCACACUAGAUGAUGGGGUUGAGACUGAGCCAGAACAGACGACAUACGUUGUACCCGCCCUGGAUGAUGAGUUGGAGGAGGAACAAGCUACUGAAGUUUCCAAUAACCUGCCAGAGUUUACUGAUCCCACAGUUACUGAGCUGUCCAUCCUAGAAGCAACAGUAUCAGUCUACACUACAUCACCUUAUGAGCAAGCUGAUCAAGAAAUACCUGAGCUAGCUGAAGAUGAUGAUGAGGACCAUACUACUGAGGUUUCCAAUGACUUGCCAGAAUCCACGGAUCCCACGGUUACUGAGACGUCUGUCAUUGAAGAAGCAGUCCUAUUCGACACAACGUCAUCUCCUGAGGAAGCUGUCCAAGAAUCACCUGACUUAGCUGAAGAUGACACUGAGGACCAUUCUGCUGAGGUUUUCACUGAGUUACCAGAAUCCACUGAUCCCACAGUUACUGAGACAUCUGUCAUUGAAGCAGCAGUCCCAAUCUCAACAACAUCAUCUCCUGAUGAAGCUGUCGAAGAAGUACCAGAGCUAGCUGAUGGGGCCAACGAAGAACAGCCUACUGAGAUUACAAAUGACCUGCCAGAGUUCACAGAUCCCACAGUUACUGAGACGCCUAUCAUAGAAGCAGCAUCCACAGUUUCUACACCAUCAAAUGAUGAAAACUUUGUUCAAGGCAUUGAACCAGAUUCAGAGACAGUGCUUUUGCACCCCCCUGCAGACAGUGACGAAGCCUCUGAGGAGAAAGACGAGUCUAGUGGAGGGCAUAGUGGUGUGACCCCAGUCCCAAUAGAGCUGCCUCCUCAGACCUCAAACGAUCAAGAGGAUUUAAGGAACAGUGAAGUGACUCCAGCCUCAAUAGAACUUCCUCCUCUGAGCUCAAACAAUCAAGAGAAUAUAAGGACCAGUGGAGUGACUCCUGUCUCACUAGGCAUGCCUUUGGACGACUCUUCCACUCAACAGAUCGUGUGGCAUAGCGAAGUAACCCCGGUCUCAUUAGACCUGCCUUCUGAGAACUCUUACAAUCAAGAGGAUGCAUUAGCAAGUCCAAACGGGACUGAGGCAGAGAUGAACCAACCUUCAGAAGAAGACAGUGGUAGUGGAUACCCCUCAGAGUCUGAUGAACGCCCGUAUGGAUCCACAGCUGCACCUGCAAUGAGACUGGGCAGCACCCCUCUGGUGUCCACGAUGGAGAAGAGCAAAGAGUUAGUGGUGUUCUUUAGUUUGAGGGUGACUAACAUGAUGUUUUCUGAGGACCUGUUCAACAAGAGUUCCCCAGAGUAUAAAUCACUGGAGAAUACCUUUCUUGAGCUGACACAGCACUCUGGGCCAAGAAAAUCGUCAAACCCUGGAGCUUCCAGUAAAUCAGGGUUUGGGAGACAGACGACUUUAGCCUCCAUACCGCUUCUGCCAUAUCUACAAUCCAAUUUGACCGGAUUUAAGCAUCUGGAAAUACUCAACUUCCGAAAUGGGAGUGUUGUGGUAAACAGUCGGAUGAAACUGGACAAACCUGUCCCUUACAACGUCACAGAGGCCGUUCACUGCGUGCUGGAAGACUUCUGCAGUUCAGCAUCCAAACGGCUGGACAUCGAGAUUGACAGUCGCUCAUUGGAAAUCGAGCCAGCUGAUCAAGCAGACCCCUGUAAGUUCCUGGCUUGCAAUGAGUUUUCACGCUGCGUGGUGAACAGUCGGACCGAUGAGGCAGAGUGUCUGUGUGAUCCUGGGUACAGCACAGUGGACGGCCUGCCCUGUCAGAGCACCUGCACUCUGCAGCCAGACUACUGUCUGAAUGGAGGCCAGUGUGAAAUAAUCCCCGGGCACGGAGCCACCUGCAGAUGCCCUGUAGGUACAUACUGGCACUACCAUGGAGAACACUGCAGCGAGAUGGUGUCAAUGCCAGUAGACCCUUCGCUUAUUGUAACCUGCCUCGUGGGAAGUCUCUGCCUUGUUUGUUCCAUCAUUUGCCUUUUGAUAUUCAUUAACAAGAAAUGUAUAAAGCCCAAAAAGACUUUAACUUUGGUGAACACCCUUUCACCUUAUGCCUUUGAGAAUACUAUGAGGGUGAACCCAGUAUUUGAGAAUGAUGAUGGUGCCUUAAGCCAAGUUUCCACAUAUCCAUGUUCUUCAAGUUCUGCUUCUUCCCAAUCCCAACAGUCUGAGCAGGAACAUUUUGCCACUAUUGAAAAUAUACAUCUGAGUAUUGAGAUCCCCAGACAACUCUACACAACAAGAUCAGAAAAGUUAGUCUCAGAAAUGGUGGACUUCCAUCACUGUAUACCACACACAGAGGCGUGUCGUCCGCCAACUGAAUACAGGACUUGCUGGUUUUUAAGGGCAGCCGAUAAUGAUUGUUGUGAAGUCACGGAUGUUUGAUGACACCUUGAAGCAGUGGACACGGUGACAAGCACAGAGCAAAGACUGAUGUUACUAUUUAACUGUAUGUGGAGGAGUGGAACAGUAGAGCAGUUAAAUGGUGAUAAAAGUGUUGACAUUAAUUGUUCAUAGAGAUGAGUGUCUCGUUAGACAGAAAGCUAUGGAUAUUAAAGGAAUAGUUCUGUUUUUUUGAAGUGGGGUUGCAUGAGGCACUUAUUAAUAGAGUAUUACAUAAAGUAGAUAGCAGCCUGCUUGGGGAAGCCAGUCAAAGUUAAGGGAGUUGAGGUUUGUCCUGCUGCAGAUGGAGUCAAGAGAAACGUGUCUUUAAGACAUUAUACUGGCUUCUCCAAACAUAACUGUACAGACUGUCAUCAGCUGUGUAGUACACUGACUACUGAUAAGAACCUCAUACAACCCCACUUUAAAAACGUAACUGUCCCUUUAAGGUGGACUUAGGUUGACUUAAAGUGGAACCUAUUUUUUAUUCUAUAUAUUGAAUGAUAGGAACAUUUCCUGUAUAGGGCUGGCAAAGGUUGUUCUUUCCUCACAAUGAGGUAUUUAUUAUUUACAGACUGAUACACAUGGUGGUAUCUAAAAACUUAGACUUUAAAAUGUUGUUUAUUUUAAUGCUAUUCUGAACCACUGUUGUGUCCCAAAAACAGAAUGAAUGUAUGAGCUGGUGGGUCAUGUUGCUGGGUGCUGAGCUGUGCUUCCAUCAGUAUGCCCAACUCAACACCUCGCCCCGCCAAUCAUUUCACAUUUAUUUUUUACACAUUUUGCGUUUACAGGCAAAG